GAUGCAGGUCAUCAUUUUAUGUAGGCUUUUUUACUUUUUUUUUCAGGUAACUGCACUUGACAUCAUCAGGAUUAACACGGACCGGAGAGCACAACUUGCAAGAGUGGAGUCAAUUGCUUUUGAUAGCUCUAAAAGAAACCUGGUCCUUAGGUGCAGGCUGCUGUUCCGUGGCCUGGAGAUGAGAAAUCACCAGCAGUAUCACCAUAUAACACCAGUCAGAGAACAAAUUUUCAUCUCUGACGCCAUUGAGUCCAUUACACUAGAUGAUGUGGUGAGAAAAAUGCCACAGAUCCAACAGUACACUGGCCAGUACUUGUACAGCAGCCACUCUGCCACAGCUUUUGCAGAGCCAAGCGGCAGGUUCAUCAGAGAUGCAUCAACUCUCCCUGCUCAUUGCAGUGAGGGACAGCAACAAAGAGACCGUCCCACAGGAGUACCAGUGCUCCCGCUGUACAUCCAUUUAUAUUUUGAUGGGUUUGGGCUGUACAGGCGGAAGUACCAUUCCACUAAUGGGAUGUACUUUUCCCUUGGUAAUUUGCCUCGUUCUGAGGGGGCAAAAAGGGAACACAUGGGCAUCAUAGGCCUCGGAGAACCAGGAACAUCAUUUCAGCAGUGUAUGGAUGCCAUUUCACCAUACAUAGAGAAACUGCAGGAAGGUUAUUAUGCUGACUGCCCUUACUAUGGGGGUGAGGUGUUUGUUUGUGGAGGAAUUGGCGAGAUCAAUGCAGACAUGCCCCAGGCAAACCACUGUGCCAACUGUUUGUCAUCCACUGCAAACAAAAGAUGUAGGUUUUGCACGGUUGACAAGGCCGACCUCUCCAACCCACAGGUGGCCAGUGAAGCACCCCGCAGGACAAAGGCCAACACAAACAACAUUAUCGCUGCCAUGUCUGAAAUGGGUGUUGUGGAGAGGAAACAACAUGAAACAGAGACUGGGACCCUGUAUAGCCCGAACAACCAGCUGUUCUCCGAUGGCAUUGUCAUUGAACCACACAUUCAGACAAGGAUCGAUCACUUCCACCUCGAUGCUCUUGGUGUUGGAAGACUGCAAAUAAGUCUGAUCUGGGGCAACGUGAAGACACAAGUCCAACAGUUCCUCAGUGAUCUGAUUGUUGCAAUCGACAGACCUCAUUUGGCUCAAGCAGAUAUGGAAGGCAGAGGUGGCAAACCGGCUAACAUCCAUUGUGGCUAUCACACUGGGGAGCAAAUAGAUGUACUGGGCAACCACAUGAAUGGUUACUGCAACAGCUAUGAGAGAUACCACAACAGGAUAAAGGACAUGGGUAAUUAA
Molecule: messenger RNA, 1291 nt
Organism: Epinephelus fuscoguttatus (brown-marbled grouper)
Lineage: Eukaryota; Metazoa; Chordata; Actinopteri; Perciformes; Serranidae
Exons: 6
Coding region: 2-1291 (429 amino acids)
Source: RefSeq, a predicted model, not a curated record